AUGUCGGGUGUGGUUCUGGGGGAUCCUGGGCCUGCCUUGCAGCUCCCAAAGCCGGGGACAGAGCUCCUGGUGAGGAGGUGGCCCUGGUGUCGCCCCACUGACCGCCUUCCCCACCCCGCAGGCACCGGUGAGAGCGGCAAGAGCACCUUCAUCAAGCAGAUGCGCAUCAUCCACGGGGCCGGCUACUCCGAGGAGGACAAGCGCGGCUUCACCAAGCUGGUCUACCAGAACAUCUUCACCGCCAUGCAGGCCAUGAUCCGCGCUAUGGACACACUCAAGAUCCUCUACAAGGACGAGCAGAACGAGGCCAACGCGCUGCUCAUCCGGGAGGUGGACGUGGAGAAGGUGAUGACGUUCGAGCACCAGUACGUCGACGCCAUCAAGACGCUGUGGAACGACCCUGGCAUCCAGGAGUGCUACGACCGGCGGCGCGAGUACCAGCUGUCCGACUCCGCCAAGUAUUACCUGACUGACGUGGACCGCAUCGCCACCUCGGGCUACCUGCCCACGCAGCAGGAUGUGCUGCGGGUCCGCGUGCCCACCACGGGCAUCAUCGAGUACCCCUUCGACCUGGAAAACAUCAUCUUCAGGAUGGUGGACGUGGGCGGGCAGAGGUCCGAGCGCCGAAAGUGGAUCCACUGCUUCGAGAACGUGACGUCCAUCAUGUUCUUGGUGGCCCUCAGCGAGUACGACCAGGUCCUGGUGGAGUCGGAUAAUGAGAACCGCAUGGAGGAGAGCAAGGCGCUGUUCCGGACCAUCAUCACCUACCCCUGGUUCCAGAACUCCUCCGUCAUCCUCUUCCUCAACAAGAAGGACCUGCUAGAGGACAAGAUCCUCUGCUCGCACCUGGUGGACUACUUCCCCGAGUUCGACGGGCCGCAGCGGGACGCGCAGGCCGCACGCGAGUUCAUCCUGAAGAUGUUCGUGGACCUGAACCCCGACAGCGACAAGAUCAUCUACUCACACUUCACGUGCGCCACCGACACGGAGAACAUCCGCUUCGUGUUCGCGGCCGUCAAGGACACCAUCCUGCAGCUGAACCUGAAGGAGUACAACCUGGUGUGACCGCGCGCGGCGCCGCCUCCCUCCGGCGCCGCCGCCUUCACCUGUGGCUCGACUUUAUUUUUUUCUAUAAAAAAUGAGGAAAACGAGAAGAAACGGCACAGCUGAGACGCCAGUGUGCCCGUGCCCGGGACACCGCCCUCUCCCCGUCGGUCCUCCUGCGUCUGGACGGCGCGGGCUGGAGCCGGCGCCUCCUCUCUCUUGUUAAGUUAUUGCGCCUGCCCCUGCUCUGCGCCCCCACUCCAAGAAGUAGGGGUGGCGGCACCGGGCUGCCCACCCCGGGAAGUGCCUAAUUUUUUUUUCUUUUUUGAGGAAAAGAGUAUAAAACCAAUUCACCUGGCUUUGUGGGUCUCAGAGACCCCCAAGCCCAUCAUGGUGCCCGAGUUGCUGUCCCCUGCUGUCCCUUUGUGGGGCUCCUUCGGCUGCUUGGGGUGCUCCCCCAGGUCUCCGAACCCAGUGUGGCUCCAGGGACCUGUGGGGACAGCGGGCCCCGAGGGACUGUCCCACCCCAUGCGGCUCUGGGACUCUGGGAGAAGGCGGGCUUGGAGGGGAACAGCAGCCUCUUUUGCUCCUUUUUGUAACUAAACAUUUUUUAAUUUUGUGGGUGUGACUGGUUUGACAGCCUCGAGGGUGGGGUGGGGACAUUUUCAGGUUACUCUCAGGUCUGUCCCCGGGAGCAGAGCGCAGGGACGCCGCCUGUGGCCCCUGAGGUGUGUGCAGGGCCCCUCCCAGCGCGUGAAGCCGGCACUUGCACUUUGGCCGUGGAGCGCAGUGGCAGCGGCGCCGGGGCUCUGCACUGAGUCACACCGAGGGCCACCUGCCCUGGGCGUGGAGGCUCUGGGCGGAGAAGCCUUUCCUCCUCUCAUCCACUGAACACUACACUGCAUAGCUUUUGUUUUAUUGUGCUUUUUAAUUUUUUUUUUUUGCACACUUGUACUGGGAACGGAUUGCCAGUGAUGCCUUUGACGGGCGUCUGUGUCCACCCUGUGCCCGCCCUCAGGCCUGGAGGGAGCGGUAGUGGGCACGGGGAUGACGGCAGGAGGCCCUGUGUUUCUGGCAGCCAGCCGCGGGGACCACUUCCUCACACCCAGGGGCCUCCUGCCUCCUGCAGGACCCUGCCCGUGCCAUAAAGUCCCCGUCAGGGCCUGGCUGGGUGCGGAGGGGCUCUGUCCACACAGCCCAGCACCUUGACGUCACAAAAAGGGAAUGGGACGUGGGGCGGUGGCACCUCAAGCCAGCAGUGUGAGCCCUUGGAGGCGCUGCCCUGCACAGGGCCGAUGUGCCGAGCGCCUGGGCCCACGGCUCUCGGGAGAGCCUGGACAGUAGUCCUCAGAGCAGUGCCAACCCCAGGCCCACUGCCCUCCGGCCACCCUCCCCAGGUGUCCCUGUGCCAAUUCCAGUGUCCAAGGCCAGCCGGCCGGCCUGGUGCACACACUCUGACCGUGCUUGUAUAUUACACAGUCCUGAUUUCAGACAACCUAACCCUCACCUAUUUAAGAGAGUAUUCUUAUUCUAUGAGACGCUGUUUUUAAACCUCUCCUCAUACGAAAUGCAUGUGCUGAGGGGCGGGGACGGGGAGGCAUCGGGCACGGUGGCUUCCAGCCCCCAGCCCACAGCCCUGGGGGGACACAGGGUCCACGCGGCAGGCCGGGUCCUGACCUGCGAAUCCACAGGUCCCUGAGGGAAACUGACUUUUCAUAUCUUUCUCCUGAAAUGAAUUCUGUUUUAAAUUGGA
Messenger RNA from Fukomys damarensis (Damara mole-rat), 2797 nucleotides. RefSeq names its product G protein subunit alpha 11 (gene Gna11). Gene Ontology annotation, molecular function: G protein-coupled receptor binding; GTPase activity; G-protein beta/gamma-subunit complex binding. The record is from RefSeq and is a predicted model, not a curated record. The coding region runs from base 1 to 1065 and encodes 354 amino acids. Gene Ontology annotation, cellular component: heterotrimeric G-protein complex. Lineage: Eukaryota; Metazoa; Chordata; Mammalia; Rodentia; Bathyergidae. The transcript has 7 exons. Gene Ontology annotation, biological process: action potential; phospholipase C-activating dopamine receptor signaling pathway; adenylate cyclase-modulating G protein-coupled receptor signaling pathway.